AGCCGGAGAAGCAGGUCUUAGAGUCCGCCGGUGGAUCAAACGGGAGGGGGGAAAAGAAAAGUAUCUCGAGCUAUAUCCUCGGGGAGGUGUGGAGCACCACCUCGGCAGCAAGCAGGCGAACAAGCAAGCAAGCAAGCAGCUAGGAGCAAGCAUCAACGGCUGGCUGGCUGGCUGGCUGUCUGCAAGGCAACGCAACCGCACACGCGACGCAACGUAGCCAGUCCCUGCCUCCGGGACUGACUUACUUACAGUGCUGACCUGACGGACGGGCUGCUGCGGAGUAGUCACGGCUAGCCUGUGGGCUGAUUGAUGAGACGAACUGCAGGAAGCGGAGCAGCACAACAAGAGAGGAGCACGCAGCAAGCCACACUCAAGCCCAGCGGCGUCCAGCUCCGUCCGGGACCCAGCUCCGGCCCCAGCUGCUGCUUGGUCCUCUUGGUGCUGGUGGUGCUCUGCUGCAGGCCAGCCCCGUUCCCCAGCUCUGCUUAUUAGGCCCCUGGUUUCCCCAAAAAACAUCCCUUCCCCGACUUGCUAUUUCACGAUGCAUGUCACUCAUUUAGCUGCACAGGCAGCCGACACAGCUGGAGGUGCCUGCUCAGUCCCGCUCACACCAAGCACCGCAGCAGCAGCGAUUUCCGGCGCCGUCGUCCAGCCGGCCCUCGCAGCUAUAGGAGUCGGAGCACACUCUGCCCUGCCCGGCCUGUCGAGCCUGUCGAGUUCAAAUUCACCCUCGGCAUCGUCGUCGUCGUCCCCCUCACCCGGCGGCCGCACAGCACGCAUCACCACGACCGUGAGGAUAUCCGGGCCCAGGGCUCCCAUGCGCAGGAGCAGCCGGAGCAGCGGAAACACAACAACCGUCUUCAGCACAAAGAAGCUGUCGGCGGCCGUCAGGAUGGUCUCUGCCAAGACCGCCCCCUCGGAAGCCGGCCCCAAGCCCGCCGUCUCCGUCUCGUCGUCCAAUGCCCCCUCAGCCUCCAACACGCCUCCUCCCGGGACGAACCACCACAAGUCCCACUCGCAGCACCGCAUCUCGAAGCCCUCCGGCAGCAUCGGCAGCAGGAAGGCCUUUGCGAGGGUUGCCACCAUGGAGCCGCCCGUGCAGUCCUUCUACGGCGCAGAGCCCAUCCCCCUGCCCACCCGCUUCGCCAACAUCAAGCGCAGGCUGAUCCAGGGGCGCGAGGAGGCCAUCGAGGCCUCCUGGCGCCGGCUCCUGGCCGCCCUGCGCGACGAGAUUGCCCACAUCCAGUCGCGCGGCACCGACCUGAUCCCCACGAUAGACUUUGCCGACAUCGACGACGCCGCCAGGGUCACCUCGUUCGAGCGCGACCUGAAGCGCUAUGGCGUCGCCGUCAUCCGCGGCGUCGUCAGCCAGACCCAGACCGAGUCGUGGAUCCAGCAGACCAGGGACUACAUCACCCGCAACAAGGAGCACAUCAAGCCCACCAUCCCGCAGGAUCCCACCUGCUUCGACCUGUUCUGGACCCCGGCCCAGUGCGCCAUCCGCGCCCACCCUUCGGUGCUGCGCGUGCAGCAGUGGUCCAUGACCUUCUGGGAGACAAAGGGCGUCGACGCCGACGUCUCGCGCAUAGCCACCCGCUUCCCCAUCUCCUACGCCGACCGCCUCCGCAUCCACGACGGCACCAUCCUGGGCUCCAACGCCGCCAUCCCCCAGGUCAACGGGAACUCGGCCGCCGACAGCCUGACCGCCAGCGCCUCCUCCACCCUGAUCGCGCAGGUCGACAACGGCAGCCUCGAGCGCUGGGAGCCGGAUGGCUACGGCCGGGGCGGCGCCUACGACGCCGUGUUCAAGGGCGACUGGGAGUCCCUGGACCCCUGGGACCCGUCCGGCCGCAUCAACGUCACACAGGACCUGUACAACGGCGCUGGCGUGUGCUCCAUCUUCCGCAUGUUCCAGGGCAUCCUCGCCCUCACCUCGGGCGAGCCCGCCAGCAUCCGCGUCCUGCCCUCGCCCAAGCUCGUCAUGGCCUACCUGCUGCUGAGGCCCUUCUUCAGCUCCAAGACGAAGCCCCCGACGAGCGGCUACGACGAGGAGGGCUCCUCGCCCGACGUCAUUGCCGAGUGGGACGCCUUCCUGGACGCCGACAACUGGACGCUGGACGGCGAGCAGUCCACCAUCAUCCACGGCGCCGUGCCGGGCCACGCGCAGCGCAUCACGGAGCUCUGGCACCCGCACCUCCGCCUGCGCAGGUCCCUGGUCGAGAUCCCCACCCUGCAGGCGGGCGACUACGUGAUCUGGCACUGCGACGAGGCCUACAGCAUCAUGACGACCGCCGCCUCGAAGCCGGGGACCCCCGGCCCGGAGACGCCGGCGCCGUCGAUGCUCAUGUACACGCCCGCCUGCCCGCUCACGCAGACCAACGCCCUCUUCCUCGCGCGGCAGCGCAAGGCCUUCAUGCUGGGCCAGCCGGGGCCCGACUUCGACACCGCGGGCGGCUGGUCGGUCGGCAGCGAGGCGCCGCACGAGGGCCGCCCGGGCAAGGACGAGAUCGCCGCCGUCGGCGGCGACCGCGGGCUGCGGGCCAUGGGCCUCGCGCCGUGGGAGCUGUCCAGCGACGGGUCCAAGGUGAUGACGCGGCCGGGGACGAGGGCCGUCACGCCCGAGCCGGAGGAGGCCGCCCCGGGCGCCGCAAAGGGGGGAGACGACAAGAUGGACCUCGACAGCAGCAGCAGCAGCGCCAGCACCACCGCGAGCGCCGCCGAGAAGAAGCGCAGCACGGAGGGCGAGGCGGAGGUCGUCCGGCUGGCCAACAUCAUUCUCUUCCCGGACCGGUACGACUUUUACAUCCCGACGGAGAAGGCCGGGAACAUGAAGGACAGGAUAAAUGGCAAGGCGCAGGCGGAGCAAAUGGCGGCCACGCGGCAACUUAUUUCGAGGAUAUUAUCGUGAGGGCGAGACACGAGGAGUGGAACAUUGAAGAGCGAGAGACGGAACGACUAAUAGAGGAUGGCCCACGGGCAUGACGACUUGGGCCCCAGCCCAGGCUCGUCAGAAGCCCGGUGGGCAUCGAUAUGAGGGGAGGGUCUCGCAUGCAUAUUAGAAGGUCAGACCCACCCGCUGGACAUCUGCGCGGCGCCGCUAGAGACGUUCGGCAGGAAGGAAGACGGUCCCUGCUGAAUCCUAUUACACACAUAGGAUACAUCACUAUCAGGUCACACAAGCAUAGAGGCGGCCAUGAAGGAGGCCAGCGAGCAAGCACCCAGUGUGAUCCGCGACGAGGACACGCGCAAAUGGGUGACCUGGCAAGAGGAGGAGGAGCAGGCAUCACAGCUCCCCCGGCAUCGAUGCGGACAUGGCGAUUGGUUUUGAUGGCGUUUUCAGGGCCUCGGGCGUAUAUUACUGGAUAGUCAGCGGCACGUUGCGCGUUUUCCUGUCGAUACCAUCUAUCCAGGGAACACUGCCGCGCGGGUCGUUUUAUUGCAUGGCAGUCAGCCACAAGGGCCCAGCCCUCAAUGAUCAGUGUUACUCCAUA
Diaporthe batatas is the source of this 3491-nucleotide messenger RNA. RefSeq lists its product as uncharacterized. The transcript has a single exon. The coding region runs from base 542 to 2908 and encodes 788 amino acids. The record is from RefSeq and is a predicted model, not a curated record. NCBI's taxonomy places the organism in Eukaryota, Fungi, Ascomycota, Sordariomycetes, Diaporthales, Diaporthaceae.